CCUGUACAGUGGUCAGGGAAACCCCUAGUGCGGACCUGCCAACGCCCGGCACAGAGAAACAAACAGAAAGGAUACGAUCUUGAAAGAGCAGCAAACCCUGAGAGACUCCAGCUAUGCAGACGAUUAAGUGCGUUGUGGUGGGCGAUGGUGCCGUUGGUAAAACCUGCCUGCUCAUCUCCUACACUACCAACAAGUUCCCCUCGGAGUAUGUCCCCACGGUGUUUGAUAACUAUGCAGUAACGGUGAUGAUCGGUGGUGAGCCCUACACUCUUGGACUCUUUGACACUGCAGGUCAGGAAGAUUAUGACCGGUUACGGCCCCUGAGCUACCCCCAGACGGAUGUCUUCUUAGUCUGCUUUUCUGUCGUCUCACCUUCCUCAUUUGAAAACGUCAAAGAAAAGUGGGUCCCAGAGAUCACCCAUCACUGUCCAAAGACGCCCUUCCUGCUGGUGGGCACGCAGAUCGACUUGCGGGACGACCCGUCCACCAUCGAGAAGCUGGCCAAGAACAAGCAGAAACCCAUCACCCCAGAGACAGCAGAGAAGCUGGCCAGAGACCUCAAAGCCGUCAAAUACGUGGAGUGCUCAGCCCUCACACAGAAAGGACUAAAGAAUGUUUUUGACGAGGCGAUUUUGGCAGCGCUGGAGCCACCAGAGCCCAAGAAGAAGCGCAAAUGUGUUUUGCUAUGAAAACCCUACACACACACACACACACACACACACACACACACACAUGCACCUACACACACGCAUACAUGCGCACCCACACACACGCAUACAUUCACACAGUGGGGUGACCAGUCCAUAAGUACAUAUACACACACACAUCUUAACACUUCCCGCCUCUCCUCUGACUCCAACCCUACCCCUUACCCCAUCCCUCUUCCCUAUAUCUGCUAAGGCUGCCCAUCAGCUUUGCUACCCUAAAGCAAUUUAUUCCUAGUUAAAAAAAAAGUGUUUAUGGUUGUGUUUGCUUUGCAAUGAAGUUUCAAACGAUGGCCCUGUGUAAUGCCAUAGUGGACAAAAUAGACACUUUCUUGUUUUUUGUUUUGUUUUUAUUGUUAUUAUUAUUGUGGUUAUUGUUUUUAAUCCCAAACGUUUUACGAUCAUCACGAGGGCUAAUUCAAAUGUGUGUGUGAUCUUAGCCCUGAGCUUCAAGGUGACCCUUUUCGAGUCCUCGUCUGCCCUCGUGUCUUACGGCCAGGGGACUGGGCCAGUUGUGCUCGGGGGAGACCCGGAGCAGGAGAGGAGGGGGAGAGAACCUCCUGAGCUGUGAAACAGGGGUUUUCUUGAAGCCAACCACUUUACUUGGGCUCUGUUUCAAUGGUCAGCUCUCUCCGUUUUCAUUAAAGUAUGGUUCUCCUCCCACCCCUUUUUUAAUGCAGCUGGGUAGUUCUGACUUGCUGCUUGAACUGUAAGGCAUCCCCGUUAGGCAUUCCCGUUCCUUCCCCCCAAUCCACGCGCACCCAGGGCUUCAUUGAGAGCCUCACCUGAAGUGCUUGCAAAGCUUUGUUCCUGUAAUUAUUGUUUAAAAAAAUUGCCAACACCUCUGUUUGAAGGAGGCAUGAUGUCUUGAGCAGUGAACUGCGUCAGUAAACGGAUGAAAUGCUUUAUUUGUUAAUUGGUGUUAAAAGCGGGUUGUCGGUGAGAAUUUUUUCUUCUCAAGCAGGAAGAACUUUCUAACAGUGUUAGUGCAGGAGGUGUGAUCUACUUGCGUUUGCCGGGGACCAUAGAUGGUGUUGAAGUGGCGACCUGUGGGUGAUGUUCCUGUGCUGUAGGUUAACAUUAACAAAUAAUAAUGGAAGCUGACAAGUCAUAGGUUCCACUUUUUUAUUUUGUUUUCUUUGUCAUCGUUCACUUCUUUUCACAUUUUUGUUUCUUUUCUUUCUUUUUUUCCCUCUGUCUUUUGUGCUGUUUAUAAUCUGACAAAUUUAUUUUUCAAUUUUUUUAGGAGCCGGACUCCUACUAAACUCUGGUCCACCUGUCAGUCAUUUCAAAAUAACCACAAGAAUGAAGAAUACUAAGAAGUCCUCUCUGUCUCUCUCCCUCCCGAGCCAAAUGUUGCUCCACUACGCAGGUGGACCAGAGUCUGUGGGACUCUAGCAGUCUGUGUCAUACAAAAGGUUUUUUUUUCUGUUUUUGGUGUAAUACCAAAGGCUAUGUAUGAAGUCUGUCUUGUAUAUGCAUUCUUUUCAAAGAUAUUAAACUUAUACCUUAAUUGCCUUUA
Molecule: messenger RNA, 2226 nt
Organism: Engraulis encrasicolus (European anchovy)
Lineage: Eukaryota; Metazoa; Chordata; Actinopteri; Clupeiformes; Engraulidae
Gene: cdc42
Product: cell division cycle 42
Exons: 6
Coding region: 114-689 (191 amino acids)
Biological process (GO): Cdc42 protein signal transduction; endocytosis; modification of synaptic structure
Cellular component (GO): dendritic spine
Molecular function (GO): GTPase activity; GTP binding; protein kinase binding
Source: RefSeq, a predicted model, not a curated record